AUGGGUUGUAUCUUUAUAACCUUGAAGGAGUUACUCCGUCGCCAGAUCACCACAGCUAUGCAGGAUCAAUCCGACAACAGGGCUUCAUGUGUUUCUACGUGCGGAAUUAAUGGUGUCGAAAUCGAGGGUUUUCCUAUGUUUCUUUACUCGGAUGUGAAGGGAAUACAGACAGGGGAUGAUGAUCUGUUAACAAUGGAAUGUAACAUAUGUUUGAAUGAGUUUGAAGACGAUGAGAUGCUUCGUCUACUUCCGAUUUGCGGUCAUAUGUUUCAUCCAGAUUGUAUCAACACUUGGUUGGCGUCCCAUGUUACCUGCCCGGUCUGUCGAGACAUUCUCGUGGUUCCAUGUCCUGGUCAAGACACAAACACCGCCCCUGUUACUGUUUUAAUUCAAUCUGGCCAUGACCCUGUUCCUGUUAGUGAACCAUGUUCUGAUAUUUCAGGUCAGACCUAG
This is a messenger RNA of Impatiens glandulifera, 453 nucleotides long. RefSeq names its product RING-H2 finger protein ATL32-like. The transcript has a single exon. Bases 1 to 453 code for a protein of 150 amino acids. Lineage: Eukaryota; Viridiplantae; Streptophyta; Magnoliopsida; Ericales; Balsaminaceae. The record is from RefSeq and is a predicted model, not a curated record.